Molecule: messenger RNA, 2964 nt
Organism: Nematostella vectensis (starlet sea anemone)
Lineage: Eukaryota; Metazoa; Cnidaria; Anthozoa; Actiniaria; Edwardsiidae
Product: ankyrin repeat domain-containing protein 13D
Exons: 16
Coding region: 42-1946 (634 amino acids)
Cellular component (GO): cytoplasm
Molecular function (GO): protein binding
Source: RefSeq, a predicted model, not a curated record
AUCGGCGACGGACUAAAGUCAGCGGCCCUUCGACAACAAACAUGGCGACGGCGGGAGAGAAAGACUUUCUUAGUGCUCCCCCGUCGAAAUUAAACCGUGAUCAGAUUGCGUCCGAAUUCCCUUUGCACUGGUUCGUAUGGAACAGGGAUGCAUCUUCACUCGAAGAAGAGCUUGCCCUCGAUAGAAACAACAAAGAAAAGAAGGAUCCUCGAGGCCGAACUGCUCUUCAUUUAGCCGUGACUCUAGGAUAUGUAGAUUGUGUCAAGGCUUUGGUACACGGCGGAUGCGAUGCGAAUGCUAUCAACCAAGAAGGCUGGAAUGUUUCCCAGGAAGCAAUCAGCACAGGCGACCCAGAGAUUGUAUCUCAUGUGCUACAACACAGGGAUUUCCAGAGAGGAAGUCAACGACUUGCGGGUAUUCCAGACCUUCUGGAAGAGCUUAAGGCUGCAACAGAUUUUUAUGUGGAAAUGAAAUGGGAAUUCACUAGUUGGGUGCCAUUCAUGUCAAGGAUGUGCCCAAGUGAUACUUAUAAGAUAUACAAAAGCGGAGCUGCUGUUCGUGUUGAUACAACAUUAUUGGGAUUUGAUCAAAAUGAAUGGCAAAGAGGGAACAGAACAUAUGUCUUUAAAGCUGAUGAUAAAGGUGGAACAUUCCUAGAGAUUGACCAUGAGCGAAGAAGAGUAUGGACAGAGACACUGAGCCUUAGGAAUGAUAUAAGGGAUCUGGACUCUACCAAGCCAUCAGAGGAAGUGAUAACCUCAAGGAUGACAUCUCCUUUGGUGACAACUAUACUGGACACUGAUAAGAUUGCGUUCCAGAGACAUAAGACCAUGUGGGGGUGGGGUGGAGACAAAACCGAGACUGUAGAUGACUAUGAGUGCAAGGUGUACACGGCUAGUGGUGUGGAGGUGGUCACGAAAACGAGGGUUGAACACCUGGCAGAUGAAGACAGAAAACAAACACAGACUUUUCCAGUGCCCCAGGGAAUUGCAGGGAGUGGUCUACAGUCAUUUCUUGGAAUUGAAGAGGAAAAUCAAUUGAAUCCUGCUGAGGAUGAAGAUAACCUUGCCUCAAUGGAUCCAUUGUCAAAUAACCCUUACAGAAUGACUUUAGAGGAGUACUUCAACCCACCGACUGUCAAGGAUGGACGAGAUGUAGGCAAGCUUAAAGAAAUGUCAGUCAAGAAGCAGAAGUUUCGUGCAACCAUCUCUAUGGCCGACCCGUACCCACUGUCUCUCCAAGAGCAGGUUCUACCUAUUAUUAAACUACUGGCGAUAAGUAAUGCCCACUUUGCCAAGUUGAGAGACUUCAUUGCAUUGCAUCUCCCGUCUGGCUUCCCUGUAAAAAUAGAAAUUCCACUGUUCCAUGUCCUGAAUGCCAAGAUCACAUUUGCAAACAUCAAUGCCCUUGAGAGUGAUGUCACAGGGGUCAAUGUGGCACGUGAACCAAUCAUGAGCGAGCAGCCAGAAGAGGGCGUGGCCUCAUCACAGAACCCGCUGACGGCAAAAUGCAAGAUAGAGGAGAUGUGUUUUGAGGUGCCCACCGGUUACAGACAAGUUAAAGUGGGAGAACAGGCUGCUGUCAUUCGUGAUGAAGAAGACGAACUGCUACAGUUGGCAAUACAACAGAGCUUGCUCGAGUAUGGAGGGGGGCAAGUCGAUGCCGAGCAGAUCGCUAUCCGCGAGUCACUAUCAGACGAGGAUGUCAUGCUGCAGAGGGCAAUUCGCGAAAGCAUUAAGGACUAUGGUGCACCUGAGGGUAACGAGGGGGUUGCCACGCCCAUUACCGACCCCACCCCUCCCUUGGAUAACGAGGAUGACACGGAGGACGAGCUCCUUUUGGCUAUGGCGCUAUCCGAGCAGCAACAAGAGGAGGACGAGAAACGACGCAGGCGAGAGGAAGAAGAACUGCAGCGGGUGUUGCAGUUGUCCAUGUCCAUCAAAUGACGGGAGUAAAGAAUAGAAAAAAAAAACUGAAAGCGUAAAACUCGGCAGACCAAGCGAUCGACUGUACUAUUUAGAGUCAAAAGAAUUUAAUUUCAUCAUAUGAUGGGAGCUAGCGCACAACACUCGUCCGACCAAGCGACUGAAUUAUGUUUAUGGACAGAAGGGUUCCGAAUGGAGCAACAGAUGUCCAUCGUUAUCGGGGUACAAAUGUACCUUCAGCCAACAGUCUGGGUCUAUCAAGCGAUCAAGCUAUUGACUUUUUGUUUAAAGGAAAGAGGGUUCCAGAUGGAUUUGCAGUUGUCCAUGGGGAUACAAAUGGUGCUUCAACUCUCUGUGUCUAUCAAGCCACCAACUUGUAUCGACUUUUUGUUUAAAGGAAGAAGGUUCUAGAUGGGUAGUCAAUUCCUUCUCUACCAGGUGAUACUAUAUUUAUUAGCAAGAGGAGUAAAAUAUUUGAAGAUGGAGCCACAAGUCCCUGAUUUGGCUGCCACUAUUCAUAACCCAACACAACAACACAUUUCACGCGAACUCCUGCUUUUUUUAUAUCUAGCCCCAUAUCAGUAUUCACUGAUAAAAGGCAUGUGAGUACAGACGGCAUACUCAAGGGUCUAGGAAAGAACGGCUGUAGAGUCAUUCAGGGGCUCUCACAAACACCACAGCGUCUCCGAGAAUACAGACGAUGCCUCAAGCCUCCAUGUCUAUGAAAGGGUUUUAUUUUAUUACUAUUUGUAAAAGGCUAGUUACAGGGUAAUUUUCUUGUCGUAACUUUCCACGACUACGACUAUCAACUACUGGGAGUUGCAGUUGGUGUUUUUAACUGUAUGUCUAUCAAGUGUUGAUCUUUUAUCGGAUGAAAGGAGGAACAGACUAGAGACUGGUAGUCGGGGUGUCUGGCAGCGAUUUGUCAAAGGAAGGAGUUAAGGGUUGUUCUGCGAUUGUUUUCUAUUGGCCUGUAUGAGCGCCAGAAUUGGUGCACGCUCGUUAUGAUUCAAUCACUUUCCUUCUUCGACAGCGAAAA